AUGUCUAGGCGCAAGCUGCUGCAGGAGCUUCUCGCCUCCACUCGCCAGCCCGGUCUCGGUGGAAGCGCCAGAGCCCCGAGGCCAGCAUCAGCAUCAGCAUCAGCAUCACUACCACCACCACCAUCAAGGGGAAUAACGUCGACAGUACCGUCACGUAGCGCACGCUGCAACUUUUCGACGGUCCUUCCUCUGCCCUGCGCGCAAGUCCACAGCGUCAAUGAGCUUCCCGACCGCACGAUUCCACGCUACCUUCAGAGCACGAAACCCGGCUCGUCGUUGCUGUCGCUCCACUGGCCGCGGCCACCUCGCAACCUACUCCUUGUGCAGAAGCUCUACGCACCUGAUGUGACUGAGUCUGUCAUCAAGUUUGCCAAACACAUCCGCACCGACUACCCAGAUGUCAAUCUCGUCGUGGAGCCGCGCAUUGCGGCCGUGAUUCGCGACCACCUCGCGUUCCCCAUCUACGUCUCCGACAGUCGGUCCGAUGUUGCGGGCAAAAUCGAUGUCAUUGCCACUUUUGGCGGCGACGGAACGGUCCUGCGAGCAGCAAGCCUGUUCAAGCUCCACGGUUCUGUGCCGCCAAUCUUGUCCUUUAGCAUGGGCACGCUGGGCUUCCUCGGGGAAUGGGAUUUCGACGAGCACAAGAAGGCAUGGAGGGAAAUGUAUAUGAGUGGGAGCGAUGUGGCCUCGGUACAGGAUGCUGCCGUGCCCAUAGACAACGGGAGAAACGAACGCUUCGUGACGGCGAGAAGCCUGGCCGCUGGUGUGGGGUGGGAGAGGCUGCGCGGCAAGCGUCAGGGCGUUGGCCGGGCAUCCAAGAUUUUGCUGCGACACCGUCUCAAGGCCGAUAUUUUUGAUCGCUCGGGGGACAACAUCAACCACAGGGUGUCUGAUACACUGGCCAGCGAGUACGAAUCCAGCAUCGCGGGAACGCAGGAGCCGUCGCCAUCUCUCCGUGCCAUCAACGAGAUAUCCGUCCACAGAGGAUCUCACCCGCACCUGGCCAUCAUCGAUAUAUACCAAAAUGGUCACUUCUUGACAGAAACCAUUGCAGAUGGUAUUCUCAUCAGCACGCCGACUGGCUCAACGGCAUACAGCCUCAGUGCCGGCGGGCCUAUCGUUCAUCCACUGGUUAAGUCACUCCUCAUCACGCCCAUAUCCCCCUGUAGUCUGAGCUUCAGAUCACUGGUGCUUCCGCUCGAUACCAAAGUCACGCUGCGAAUGAGCUCAAAAAAUCGAGGCCGCGAGCUGGAUCUCAACAUUGAUGGGAAACGAUGCGCGGGCGUCUUGCCGGGUUCGGAGAUUCGUGUCGAAGGCGAAUUUGUCGGCAGAGCCGGGCCGGGGGAAGAGUGGCACGGCGGCGUGCCAUGUGUCAUCCGCACAGAGGAUGACGAUCCGUGGGUGGGCGGGCUGAAUGGGUUGUUAAAAUUCAAUCAUCCGUUUGGCAGGGAGCCGCCGAGCGAUGAGUUUUCUGACUAG
This is a messenger RNA of Metarhizium album ARSEF 1941, 1479 nucleotides long. Its product is annotated as ATP-NAD kinase family protein. The record is from RefSeq and is a predicted model, not a curated record. The coding region runs from base 1 to 1479 and encodes 492 amino acids. The transcript has a single exon. Gene Ontology annotation, molecular function: NAD+ kinase activity. Lineage: Eukaryota; Fungi; Ascomycota; Sordariomycetes; Hypocreales; Clavicipitaceae. Gene Ontology annotation, biological process: NADP+ biosynthetic process; NAD+ metabolic process.